UGUGUAUACUUAUACCUUACAUCUCAGUAUAUUUUUAAUUGUAUUUGUUGGUGACAACACUCAUUUAUAGUGUAAGCCUAGGCUAGGCUAGGCCAUGAAUGAGACUUACCGGUAGUCAUGGAUAUGCCUGGGCUUAGGCUAGCUAGGUUACUAUUUUCAGUCGGCGUUCAGUGUCUACUGCCACGUGUCUGGCAGGUGAUUUGCGGUGAAAGGAAGUGAUCAAGGAUGGCUUCCAUUAACUUAUUAAACUUAAAUAGAGAUGUAUUGUUCUUAAUCUUGUCCUAUUUAUCUGUGAAUGACCUUGGAAGACUUGCGCAAGUCUGUCGCCAACUUCAUAAUUUUUGCAACCAAGAUGCAGUUUGGAGAAAUGAUUAUAAGAAGAGACUUCUUGCGUCAUGUUCUCGAAACCAAGAAAACUUUCCAAGUUUGAAUCUGAAGGAAAUAUGUAGAGUUUCAAGAAACUGGGAAAAUGGAUUGAUGACAGAUAGGCAACUAAUGAAGUUCAAAUCACAGUUGAUGCCAUGGUUACAGCUACAAAAUGAGCACCUGUAUAUGAGUCAUGGAGCAAGUCUUCGUUGUUACCACAUAAGGAAGAACGGUAGUCUUUCUAGGCACCCUCUCCUCAUAUGCAACAAACACACCUAUGAUAUAUGUCACUUUGUUGUAAAUGAUGGUUAUAUUGUCACAGGUGGAAGGGACCACCAAAUAAACAUAUGGAAGCUGACCAGAGGGCCAAAUGUCCAGUUUAUCCGCAGUUUAAUAGGUCAUUCAUGCAAAGUUAGUUGCAUUGAUUCACAGGAUGGCCUGGUCCUAUCAGGCUCUGCUGACCACUCAUGGAGGUUGUGGUCAAUGGAUCGGGACGAAUGCUUACUGGAAAGUGAGAUGCCAGAUCGACUGCUAUCAGUAGCUAUUAAUCCAUGGGACAAAAACAUGAUUACAGGUACAUCAUGUGUUAAUGACCGCAAACCAUUAGAUAUCUGGAAUACCGAAAAUGGUAAACAUAUGGUAACACUCGGCAGCAACUUCCAGAAGGGUGCUGGUGUUCUAGACGUUCAGUUUGAGGACCCUCACACUGCCCUCUCUUGUGGAUACGACACUUACUUAAGAAUCUGGGAUACAAGGGCUAGUCGAUCAUGUGUCAGGGCAUAUGAGGAAAUGGACGACAACGCUCUUUAUUGUCUGCGUAGUAAUGGUGGUUAUCUGAUAGCGACAGGCUCCAGUCGAUUUGGUGUUGUCAGACUGUGGGACAAACGUAUGACUAAAUGCAUACAUAAAUUUUAUGUUGGCGGCAACAAAAGUGGAUCAGUUUAUUCUUUGCAAUUCAACCUAAAGCAUCUCUAUGUGAGCUUGGCACAUUCCAUUCAAACUCUGGACUUCUGCUGAUAUUCGAUGCAUGGUAGAUGAACAUUUAGAAAUUGAUUUCCUUGUGUUUAUGGUAAAAGUGCAAUCUAUAAAUUUUAUGUGCAGUUAGUAAAAAGGAACUGUUGUGUGAAAGAAUGAAAAUGCUGUGAGAAUUCCUGUGAGUCCUGUAUCACCAGGAAUCCUGUCAUCAAUAUGUAUCCUACCUCUACAAAAUAUCCUGCCACCACAAUGAUUCCAUCACAAUGACUCUGGUACCAUGGUGGAUUCUGGCAUCACCAUGAGUCCUGCCAUCAUGAUGUGUUCUACCACCACAAAGGAUCAUGCCACCACAAUGAUUUGUGCCAUCACAAUGGUUCUGGCACCAUGAUGGAUCAUGGCAUCACCAUGAGUCUUGCCAUCAUGAUGUGUUCUGCCACCACCACAAAUGAUCCUGCUACAAAAACGAGUCCUGCCAUCAUGAUGAAUUUUACUCCCACAAAGGUCAUGUCAUCGCCAUGAGUCCUGCCUAUCAUGAUGGGUUCUACCACCACAAAGGAUCGUACCACCACAAUGAGUCCUGCCAUCAUAAUGGGGUCUACCGCCACAAAAAGAUCCUGCCAUCACCAUUGGCUCUGCUGCCAUUGAUGUCUGGCUGUUCACUGUAAAAGAAGAAGAAAAUACCUUGCAACUUUCAAAUCUACAAAAGGUUAUCAAGGUAUCCUUUGUUUCAACAAUAAUAAAAAUAAACAGAGCACAUUGUAGUUAAGUAAUGAAAAAUAAAUGAAUCCAAGUAAAAUAAAGCAAUAAACUUUAACAAAUUUAGAAAUUGAAACUCUUGAAAACCACUUUUAGCACUUAACUUAAUUUACGUAUCAAAAGUAUGCAAGAAAAGUUUUAAAUAAAAAUAAAAAGUUAACUAGUUUUUCUUAUAUUAUUUCAAAAUUCAUUGUAAUGUCCAUAAAAAAAAGUAUUGCAGAGUAGAGUAGAUGAUUUUAUCGUUGAUAUGCCCGACCCGCAUAUAGGGUUCUGUAGCGGGAGCGUACCUGCUUCGUUUAGGCAUGAGCCAGUACUAAUUGUAACAGAAAUAUUACGAUAAUAUUACAAGGGUCUGAAGUGCAUAUCGCAGGCAGGUUGGCAUUGUAGUACUCUAUUAUAUUUUCAACAAACAUACACACAACCUUCGAUACGGGCAUGUGUAGUUCAACUAUGAAUUGGCUUAUUGUGACAAGUUUGUAAUUCAUUUAUAGAUAUAUAUUUUAUUAAUGUUAUUCCUUAAAUAGUUGCAAGUGCAAAAGUAAAUGAAAUUUAAUCAGGGAUUACAGAUAUAGGUCACUUUCAAAAUAUAUUUUUCCAAGUUGUGAAGUGUAUUAUGCAGUUAAAAUUCAGAUAAAUAAAAUUAUUUAUUUUUGAGAUAUAUCUUAUUAACAGAAAAACAUCCAUUUUGGUGUUGUGAUAUUUAUUUCAUCGACAUUUUAAGAAUUAGAUUUUUACGUCAUUGAUCAGUAAUUUGAUUGAAUAUGGUCAUAAUUUACAGUACUGUAAUAGUAAUAACCUUCAUCCAACUUUCAUUUGUCUAUUGUCAUGGACUACUGUACCUCUAUCGAAGAUGUAUAGUCAGUUUAGAACUAAUAAAAUUGAACUAAAAUUAUUAUAAGUGCUCACUUUAACAUAGCCAAUUUUGAUUGUGUAAAUGGUUUACUGAAUAAAAUGAAUAAAUAAUUGACGUUUGUAUUUUGCCCCGUGUUAAGAAUAGAAAA
Messenger RNA from Anneissia japonica, 3098 nucleotides. RefSeq names its product F-box/WD repeat-containing protein 4-like. Lineage: Eukaryota; Metazoa; Echinodermata; Crinoidea; Comatulida; Comatulidae. Gene Ontology annotation, biological process: SCF-dependent proteasomal ubiquitin-dependent protein catabolic process. The transcript has 9 exons. Gene Ontology annotation, molecular function: protein binding. Gene Ontology annotation, cellular component: SCF ubiquitin ligase complex. Bases 226 to 1383 code for a protein of 385 amino acids. The record is from RefSeq and is a predicted model, not a curated record.